AUGAUUUUCAUAUCGGGAUUCGACCCUGCAGCUCGACAACCAUUGCUCUAUGAGGAACUGUACCUUAUUAUACACCUUCUGCUACAGAGAAAAUGGGUAAUGAGCAUCAUUCAAGCCAUGAUAAGCAGUGUUUCUGGCCUGGACUCGGCAACCCUACUUGUCCUCCGUCCUAAGAAGAAGACAAGGAAGGAGGAGUUCACUCUUGGCACUACCCUUGCUUGUAUGUGCUUGUGCCUUCUUGAGAAGAUGGGCGGAAACAGGCAGCCAUUGGCGUGA
Messenger RNA from Protopolystoma xenopodis, 276 nucleotides. The record is from the annotation of a GenBank genome assembly. NCBI's taxonomy places the organism in Eukaryota, Metazoa, Platyhelminthes, Monogenea, Polystomatidea, Polystomatidae.